This is a messenger RNA of Ostrea edulis (European flat oyster), 716 nucleotides long. Its product is annotated as 60S ribosomal protein L13a-like. Bases 84 to 695 code for a protein of 203 amino acids. The record is from RefSeq and is a predicted model, not a curated record. The transcript has 7 exons. Gene Ontology annotation, biological process: negative regulation of translation; translation. NCBI's taxonomy places the organism in Eukaryota, Metazoa, Mollusca, Bivalvia, Ostreida, Ostreidae. Gene Ontology annotation, molecular function: structural constituent of ribosome; mRNA binding. Gene Ontology annotation, cellular component: ribosome; cytosolic large ribosomal subunit.
GGACACGUCUUGUAGUUUACUCACUUCCGUUGUCCCCCCUGUAACGGAACACGUGGAACCCCGUAGCACUUCCUUUUUCAACCAUGGGUCUUCUGUCGAAGCCCUUACUAAUUGAUGCCAGGGGGCAUUUACUAGGAAGACUCGCUUCUAUUGUAGCCAAGACCGUCCUUCAAGGUCAACGCGUUGUGGUUGUAAGAUGUGAGGGAAUCAACAUUUCCGGAAAUUUCUACAGGAACAAACUAAAGGUUCUGAAGUACCUGCGAUUGCGAUGUAAUGUAAAACCAACAAGAGGACCUUUCCACUUCAGAGCUCCCAGCAAAAUGUUCUACAAGGCUGUCAGAGGUAUGGUUCCUCACAAAACGAGUCGCGGUGGUGAGGCUCUGGAGCGUCUGAAGGUAUUCGAGGGAAUCCCACCCCCAUACGAUAAACAGAAGAGAAUGGUUGUUCCCUCAGCACUAAAGGCAAACAGACUCAAUCCGUGUAGAAAGUACUGCGAUUUAAACAGACUGGCACAUGAGGUGGGCUGGAAAUACCAGAAGGUUAUCUCUACCCUGGAAACUAAGAGGAAGGUCAAGUCCAAGAAUCACUUUGAAAGGAAGAAGUUUUUACUGGCUCUACGAGAGAAAGCCAAGAAAAAUGCUGCUAAGAAGGUGGCCCCCUACCAGAAAACGAUCGAAAGUUAUGGAUUUAACUAAUAAAGACGAAGUGAGACUGUA